Molecule: messenger RNA, 3372 nt
Organism: Cryptococcus amylolentus CBS 6039
Lineage: Eukaryota; Fungi; Basidiomycota; Tremellomycetes; Tremellales; Cryptococcaceae
Exons: 6
Coding region: 1-3273 (1090 amino acids)
Source: RefSeq, a predicted model, not a curated record
AUGGCUUUCCCCCCCUCGGUGCACCACCUGCACCUCCCCCGCACUAAGCGCCACCACCGCGCAUUCCAAGACGCAUCUCAAGAAGACGAGCUCGACCCGACCCAACCUUCUCAAUCUCAGCUUCGCAAAGGCAAGGGCAAGAAUUCAGUUUACGGAGAUGGUCAAAGAAUAGGGAUUACGGAUGAUGUUGGUGUUGGGGGUGUAGUGGGAGGGUUUGGGAAACAGGCGGGGGUCAGGCUGGAUAGGGAUAAGAGAGGAGGGUGGGGUUGGAAUUGGAGUUUGGAAGAUCCGAAGGGAGGGACGAAAGAGGGGAGGUGGUCUACUGGGAAGGCAGCCACAUACUUUCCCGGGACGAUCUCGACUGAGACAGAGGGGAUGGGUAUGCCUUUCGAGGAUGUUCUUCAGAGCUCUGUGCAAUACGCUGAAUCGCUCUGUCUCCCUUACGAACGCGAUGGCCUCCGAGACGUCAUCACAGAAAUUCUCACUGAAGACCUUCCUUCCGCCGGUCCAUCGGGCACGUCCAAACAACCUGGCUGGCCGCAUCUGGACCUCGACCUCAACCCAGAGAUGAACAGGAAGAGGGAUGUGUACAGAGGUGCCAGGGUGGCGGUUGUACAGAAUCCAAAGGGAAGGCCAGCGAGAAGCUUUGUGGCGUUUCCGACCGGGAAAGUGGGGCAUCAGCUUAACAUCUCGCCGUUCAUGCCCGCAACCAUGGCCAAAGUAGAACGGCGGACUCGUUUCCGCUUUGCCCCUACUACCACUCCAGCAGACGAAUUCCCGACGCCUAUACUGCAAAUAUGCUCUUCCGAUGUGGUCUCAACAUCUCGUAUAGACCGAGACGCUACAGCCCUCAUCGUCCGUCUUCAAACCACCACCCACCUCCUCAACAUUCACCCCCUCUCAUCUAUUACCUCGCCCUUCUCCUCAACACGCAUAGCCCAACUAUCCUACGUCGAUACUGAAUCCCGCAAACACGUCGACAUCGCCCUAGACGCCGAGAUAUGGUCACGAGCGCUGAUGGUCGAUGAAGGCGGUGGUGUCUGGUUGUGGUGGGAGGAAAAGGAAACUAAAGGCGGGAGGUUGGAAAAGGUUAUGAAGCUGAGAAAGGUACGAGAGGCUGUCGAGGAAGAAGAGGAGGAAGGAGAAAGGUUUUGGACGGUGGCUUUUGGGACGAGGCCGGGUACUGCGAUAGUCGUUUCUGCAAGAGAAGCGACGAUCAUCGAUAUCGACGAUCCCGACCACCCCACUACGAGUCUUAUGACGCUAAAUGGUCCCACACGUCGCUUUCUCGGUAUUGAGAGGACUGCAGCUGCGAGGGGCACCAAGUGGACGGUGAUGUGCACUACCCACGAGGUGUUUUGGAUCGACGAGAUGGGCAAGGGAGUCCCGAGUUUGGGGUGGAAACAUGGGUAUGAGGGUGCGGACGACAUGGAGAUCAUUGUCCUGCCCGGGGUGAACAAGGGCGAGUGUACGACCCUCCUAUACUCAGCCUCCAACCCGUUCAUAACCGUCUUUACAACCCCCAAAUCCGGGCCUCUACGUUUCAUCGGUCGACCCUACGCGCUAUCUCUCAAUCUUCCCCCAGAGAGCAUCCCUACGACGCUGACGAGCCUGUCAAUAUCACCCAACCGCCAUCUUUCGUCUCUGCUCGGUCUGUCGGACGAUGGCACCUUGAGCUAUAUCCCUUUGAGCGCUACAACCCCUCUCACUCCUUCGGCAGAGAAUCAAAAGCCGCUCGAACCAAUUCCAGCCUCCUGGGACGAUGCCGUCUCUGAGCUGGCGAAGAAGGACGACAGGAACGAAUUUGGCGCCGGCGAUGGAUGGGAAGAGAAAGCAAAAGUCGGUUUUCGAGAGUUGAACCUCAGGUGGGCCUGGCUUGCUAUCGGCAAAGACGACGAUGGGUCCGAUUAUGGAGAGGAUUAUGAAGCCGAGGGACUUGAUAUCGCGCAGGCGGACAUCGAGGAAGAAGAUGAGGAUGCGGAUGUACAGAUGGUGUCCGAUGGUGAAGAGGGGCAAUGGGACGAUGAUGAGAGCGAGGUGGGCGAGGAACGAUGGUUUGUGCCCGAGCUGUUUGAGAGGUACUUGAGAGAGACGGAAGCACCUGUGGAGAGCGUGAUGACUGCAGCUGAAUUAGCAAGAGACUCGCUGCUACCUUCUUCAGAACCCGAGCGUGCCGAGAAUGGCCAAGAGAAGGAGAAGGAAGGCAAAGUCAGCAAGAUACUCCCUAUACCUCUGCACCCUUCUUCCAUUCGCCCGACUCUUGAAGCCCUUGGCAAGAUCGAUUUCAACAAGCACCUCACCCCUUUACUCAACCUUCAAUCCUUUUUGCCUGCUUUAACAAACACUCAGCCUCCCCUGUCAAAAGACAACAUCCAACCCGUAAAGCUAUAUGACCUUCUCUGCGAGGCCUUCCCACCCGAAAGCGCUAGGGUCAGACUCGCCACGGCCCAGCUCGUCGUCUCCCUCUUCCUCUCGAGUAAAGUUGUCUCUCCUGAAGACUUUCUUCCAAUUCCCAAAUCGGCGCACGACCAGGCUUUGGAAGACGAGCAAGCAGAGGCUCAGAGAAGGGACGAGGUGGAGCAGUUUGUGCAAGCUGCGAGUCGCUUGACAUUAGACGAAUCAGGGCCGGGGAGAAUACAGUUCAACGUACUCCAACCUCGUCUUCCGCAUGCUCUUCGAGGUGAAGAUGAAGGGGAUGGUGAAGAAGAAUGGGCGGACGAGGAAGGUGAAGAGGCUGAAAGGGCGGCGGUGGAAGCAGACUUGCAAAGUCGCAGUGCGAAAGCGUUGAUGGAGAGCUGGAAAGUGGGAGAAGACCCUGCUGCAUGGGUGUGGGAAGACUGGAACCUCGACCAAAGCCAUAAUACCCCACUUCCUCGGGCGACUCAACCUUCUACCAGCCAACGUGCCCCUGCCCUGCCCACAAUCCAGACAGUUCGACCUAUACGUCCUCUCCCAUCCUCAAGGACGCUAUCCAAUCUCGCACUACCCUCGCCCAACACACCCGAGCCUCAUCAAUUCUCCCACCUCGUACCCCCUACCCUCUCAACGUCCUAUUCACUUCCUUCGCUGAGUCGAAUGCCGGCACAAGCGAGAUCUUCACCGCCGCCGGGUUGGGACGGCGGCGGCAGCCAGGAGCUCAGUGGUGCGGGGCAAAGUCAGAGCCAAAGUCAAAGUCAAGGGGUGGAGUGGGCGAGUACGCAGGUGGAGAGAGGAAAGUUUGGGGGCAAGCUGGAGAAGAAGAAAAAAAGCAAGAAACGAUUGGGCGGCUUUUAGGCGACAUGUAUGGGUUUCAUGGGUGCUUCAUGUGACAUUUUGCCCGGAUGGUCUGCGGGGACUGUCUUAAGUUUACACACAGGAAUGAUUGAUGACGGC